AUGGAUACAGUUAUAUCGACUAUAAGCUAUAUACGAAAAAAUGGGUUAGCUCAUCGACAAUUUCAACAGUUUUUGGAAGAAAUUGAAGCUGAAUAUGUUGAUGUUAUUUAUUUUACGGAAUUUCGUUGGUUAAGUAGGGGUGCAGCUUUAAAACGUUUUUUUUUUACUCUUAGAGAGGAAAUAAAUAUAUUUAUGAAUGAAAAAGAAAAAAAUGUUCCCCAAUUAUCGGAUAAAAAAUGGAUAAUACACCUUGCUUUUUUAACUUACAUUGCCAGAUUUUUAAAUGAAUCAAAUGUAAAAUUACAAGGGAAAGAAAAACUACUACCGGAUAUGUACUCUGAUAUAAAAUCAUUUACGGUGAAAUUAAAAUUGUCUUACAAGCAUAUUGAAAAAAAAUUAGAUCAUUUCGUUUGUUGUAAAAAAGAAAUGGAAACAUUUCAACAAUGUAACUGGGAAGAAGUUAAAGUAAAAUUUAUGAGUAUCAUUGAAAAGUUACAAAAUUAA
Messenger RNA from Macrosiphum euphorbiae (potato aphid), 504 nucleotides. The record is from the annotation of a GenBank genome assembly. NCBI's taxonomy places the organism in Eukaryota, Metazoa, Arthropoda, Insecta, Hemiptera, Aphididae.